Messenger RNA from Mauremys reevesii (Reeves's turtle), 2049 nucleotides. Its product is annotated as protein lifeguard 3-like. Gene Ontology annotation, biological process: negative regulation of apoptotic signaling pathway. Bases 190 to 1176 code for a protein of 328 amino acids. Lineage: Eukaryota; Metazoa; Chordata; Testudines; Geoemydidae. Gene Ontology annotation, cellular component: endoplasmic reticulum; Golgi apparatus; membrane. The record is from RefSeq and is a predicted model, not a curated record. The transcript is spliced from 12 exons.
GCUGGGGGAGGAGCUGCCGGCCGGGUCCCUCCCUUCUCGGGUUGCACCCGGGCCCGGAGCGGCUGCGCGCCCAGGGAGGAGCCCGCCCGACAAACACACUCGCCGCUGGGGAGGUGGAGGAGCGAGACCGGCCGGAGAGGCCCGGAGCCCGGUGCUUGAGAGAGUCAGUCGGAGCCUUUGGGAGUCACCAUGUCGUACCCCAAUGCUCCCCCGCCCUAUGAUGACAAGAAUCCCCUCUACCCCCCACAGCCUGGGGGCUACCCGCAGCCUGCACCCUAUCCUGGGGGCUACCCGCAGCCUGCACCCUAUCCUGGGGGCUACCCGCAGCCAGGAGGGUAUCCUGGGGGCUACCCGCAGCCAGGAGGGUAUCCCGGGGGCUACCCGCAGCCAGGAGGAUAUCCCCACCCAGGUGUCCCGGUACCCCCAAUGUCAACAGUCCCCAUGAACCUAGGGGACAGCUACGGCAGCGGUGGCUCGGGGGAGGAGGACGGGCUGAGAGCAGGCACCUGGGACGACAAGAGUGUGCGACACACCUUCAUCCGCAAGGUCUACACCAUCAUCUCAGUCCAGCUGCUGGUGACCGUGGGCAUCAUCGCCGUGUUCACCUUCGUCUCCCCCGUCCGCUCCUUCGUGCAGAGGAACAUUGCUGUGUACUACUCCUCUUACGCCGUGUUCCUCGUCACCUACCUGGUGCUGGCCUGCUGCCAGGGCCCCAGGAGACGCUUCCCCUGGAACCUCAUCCUGCUGAGCAUCUUUACGCUGGCCAUGUCCUUCAUGACGGGAACUAUCGCCAGCAUGUAUAGCACCCGGGCUGUCCUGAUCACCAUGGUGAUCACUGCCAUAGUGGCCAUAAUUGUCACCGUCUUCUGCUUCCAGACCAAGGUGGAUUUCACGUCCUGUACCGGGCUGUUCUGUGUGCUGGGGAUUGUCGUCAUGGUGACGGGAAUCAUCACCGCCAUCGUCCUCUCCUUCAAAUAUGUUGCGUGGCUCCACAUGCUGUACGCGGCCAUCGGCGCGAUCGUCUUUACCCUGUUCCUCGCUUACAACACCCAGCUGGUGCUGGGGAACAGGAAGAACGCGAUCAGCCCCGAGGAGUACGUCUACGGGGCCUUGGAGAUCUACAUGAACAUCGUCCAGAUCUUCACCUUCCUACUGCAGAUCGUGGGCCGGAGCUAGAGCCUGCCCGGAGCUCCCGGCUGGAACUGCCCCGGGCCCAGGAGUGCUCCGGGAACACCUUGCCGCCGUCCCUUCCCGCUCCCCGCCCCGGCGUGUCUCUCCCAGGCCAACGGCCUCUGGUUUCCCUUCUCACCUGGGGAGCCCAGCGUGGCUGCUUAGAGGGGUAGCAGGCGAGACUGGCCUGUCUGCCCUGCAGAAUAACCAGGCUUUGCCCGGAAAUGAAGCCAGUGUCAGCUGAUUUCUGCCUGCCCUGUUAAUUGCUCCGCUACCCUCUGUGCCCCCACGUGGCCUCCCGUCUUUCUCUCCCCACGCUGCCCCCAGGGAUGUGUCAAUACGCUGAGUUCAUCUCUUGCAGGGGUGUGUUCACGGCACUGCUUCCAAUCCCGGAUCCUCUAGGCAGAGCUCCUGGGGAAGUGAGAAAUCCAAGGGCAGCCCCUGCCUGGCUGCGCGGAUCCCCGGGCCCAGGACUGCGUUCUUUGCCAGUGGGCUCCCUCCAUUUCGGCUGCCUGGCGACAGGCUCCGUCCCCGUCUCAUGCCGCGUGCCCACGGGGAGGAACGUUCCCUCACGUCAUCAAAUGCGAAUCCACUCAAAGGAGAGCAGAAAGCCAGGGGCUUAGUCCUCGCUCCGCUCUGAACCAAGGGGUGCAGGUUCCCUCCGCCCUGCAGAGCACCCUCCGUUGGCGAGGAGCAGCAGGGGCUGCAAUCAAUGCACUGAGAUGAUUUUACAGGGGAGGGGGGAUCUGUCAGUGCUUUUCAGUUGCAGCAGGGUUUUCACCCUCCCUGUGAAUAUGGAUCAGCUCAGACGUCAGGGCAAACACCAAUGCCUUGGGGCAGUUACAUGGCUAAAGCUAGCCUUAUGUUAAGUAAAAAAAC